Messenger RNA from Anguilla rostrata (American eel), 6235 nucleotides. RefSeq names its product FERM and PDZ domain-containing protein 4-like. Gene Ontology annotation, cellular component: cytoskeleton. Gene Ontology annotation, molecular function: protein binding. The record is from RefSeq and is a predicted model, not a curated record. Bases 453 to 5549 code for a protein of 1698 amino acids. NCBI's taxonomy places the organism in Eukaryota, Metazoa, Chordata, Actinopteri, Anguilliformes, Anguillidae. The transcript is spliced from 17 exons.
UCUUUUCAAAGCUGUUGUUCCUGCGCGGACGCUGCACAUCAUUCCACCGCAAUGGAAAUCAAAUGAAGACGGCUCAGAGCAGCUGACGGAGAGGCUCUCGCUGUUUCGAGGAUGUAGCCCCUUGCAGCCGCUCUCCCAGAUCCCGUUCCGGAGGGGAGCCGCGGGAUUCCUGCGCUCGAGGGGCGGACGCGGCGGGUCGCCGAGCCAUGCGCGAGCUCCAGCGCGGGGGUUGAUCUCUCCACCGGACACCUCCAUCCGCUUCUGCUUUUUUUUUUUUUCCACCCCCCUCCCCCUGCUCCGCUUUGCCGAAUCAUUUUUUUUGCGUCAGUAGAGAUUGAUGCCAUGGAGCAGGAGUAAAAUAGCUUCCGCACACACGCACACACACACACUCACUCACACACACACACACACACGCGCUCCAGCUCCAGCCUGAGCUGCAGUUGUUCGCACGCAUGGAUGUGUUUAGCUUUGUGAAGAUGGCAAAGCUGACAGGCCACAAGAUGAAAUCCCCAGGUUGGCCGUCCCCUUCAGGGACCUGGAGUGCAUCGCAGGCACCCCCAUAUGGAUGGGACAUGGCUUCCAAUAGAGAAGGGAGGGACCUGUUCAUCAACCACGUGCCCAAGAGCAGCUCCCUGGAGGAGGUCCGGUUAGAUGGGGUCCAGUUCAUACCCCCGGCUCCACGCAAGGUGGAGAUGAGGCGGGACCCUGUUCUGGGGUUUGGCUUUGUAGCGGGAAGCGAGAAACCAGUGGUGGUCCGCUCAGUCACACCAGGGGGUCCUUCAGAGGGCAAGCUCAUCCCGGGGGACCAGAUCGUCAUGAUAAACGAGGAGGCCGUCAGCACAGCACCCAGGGAGCGGGUCAUCGACCUCGUCAGAAGCUGCAAGGAAUCAAUCGUGUUGACGGUCAUUCAACCUUACCCAUCUCCUAAAUCUGCCUUCAUCAGCGCUGCAAAAAAGGCCAAGUUAAAGUCAAACCCAGUCAAAGUGCGCUUUGCUGAAGAGGUCAUUAUAAAUGGUCAGGUUCCAGACACUGUGAAGGAUAACUCGCUGCUUUUCAUGCCAAACGUUCUGAAAGUCUACCUAGAAAAUGGACAGACAAAGUCCUUCCGUUUUGACAGCAGUACUUCCAUCAAGGAUGUUAUCCUGACUCUGCAAGAGAAGCUGUCAAUCAAAAGCAUCGAGCACUUCUCGCUGAUCCUGGAGCAGCGUGCGGACGGCUGUGCCACCAAGCUGCUGCUCCUCCACGAGCAGGAAAUGCUAUCUCAGGUGACCCAAAGGCCAGGACUGCACAAUAUGAAGUGCUUUUUCAGAAUUACCUUUGUUCCAAAGGACCCAGUUGAUCUGCUCAGGAGAGAUGCAGUGGCUUUUGAAUACCUCUAUGUUCAGAGCUGUAAUGACGUGGUGCUGGAGCGUUUUGGUUCGGAGUUGAAGUAUGACAUGGCACUGCGUCUGGCUGCCCUGCAGAUGUACAUCCUCACAGUCUCCACCAAACAGACUCAGAAGGUCUCGCUCAAGUACAUUGAGAAAGAAUGGGGCUUGGCGGUUUUCCUCCCCCCAGCUGUGCUGUCCAGUAUGAAGGAGAAGAACAUCAAGAAAGCCUUGAACCACAUUCUCAAAACAAACCAGAAUCUAGUGCCACCAGGAAAAAAGUUAACUGCUCUACAAGCAAAGGUUCACUACUUGAAGUAUCUCAGUGAUUUGAGAUUAUAUGGGGGAAGAGUGUUCAAAUCAACUUUGCUGCAAGGGGAGAAACGCACGGAGGUGACCCUGCUCCUGGGCCCCAGGUACGGCAUCAGCCACGUCAUCAACACCAAGACCAACCUGGUGGCCCUGCUGGCCGACUUCAGCCACGUCAACCGCAUCGAGAUGUACACCGAGGACGAGAAGAACGUCCGGGUGGAGCUACACGUCCUAGAUGUAAAGCCCAUCACCCUGAUAAUGGAGUCCAGCGACGCCAUGAAUCUGGCAUGUUUGACCGCUGGCUACUAUAGACUGCUGGUGGACUCCCGUCGCUCCAUCUUCAACAUGGCCAACAGCACCAGCGCAGGGAGUCUGGAGAUGGGCCAAGAUCCCAAGAGCAAAUACAACUACCAAGCUAUUGAGUGGACGUACAGCACCUCAUUUAGUGGUUGUGAGAACCCAAAUGUUCAAAUGGGCAUGAGAGAACCAUAUCACAAAGAGCACGAGUCCCCUGAUUGCACAGGAAAUGAAAACAUUUAUUUUACAGAGGUCCAGCAGUCCCAGCAUGCUUUGCACAUGGGUGAAUGGGCGAACAGGGCAGGCCAUAGUAUGCACCCCCAGCCAUUUUUGUCUUUGCCCAGACACAAACCCCAGGACUCUCCCAGGAGCGCCAAGGUGUCCUUCAUAUUCGGAGACCCCCCUUUAGAUAGCGUAAACCCACAGAACCUUGGGUACCACAGGCUGUUGGAUGAGUGCCCUGAGAUCUUGGAUGAGCACAGAACCAUUUUCCUCCAGAACAAUGAGGAAUUUAAGGCCAUGGAUCCAUCUAUGGACGGGGAAGGCUUUCAGUACGCACCCCAUGCAAUCUACAGCAAUAUCGGGGAGGCCAAAAUCUUUGGGACGGCAGAGGGCAUCGAGGAGCCUCUGCUGCGGGACAUCUGCUACGCCGAGACCACGGACGACGCGGAGGACGAGGACGAAGGGAGCUGUGAGGAGGACCUGGUGGCGGUGGGGGGAGGGGCGGGCGCGGGAGAGGAGGACGAGGAGGCGGAGAAGACCAAAUCCACCUUCCUCAAGCUCUCGGGCUCCAGCGACGACAUCAUCGACCUGACCUCCCUCCCGCCGCCGGAGGGAGACGAGGAGGACAGCGACGUCCUCCUGGACUCCCUCAACCUGGCCAUCGCCGCCCCGCCGCCCGGCUUCAGGGACAGCUCCGACGAGGAGGAGCACCACGGCCCCCGGGGGCCCGAGGAGACGGGCCCCUGCCCACGCGAGGACAUCCCCGUGUCUCUGAUCGACGCCGUGCCCACUCAAGGCGAAGGCCAGGAGAAGGCCCUGGACGACGCCGUGGUCUCCACGUUACAGGCCCUGGAGGCCCUGGCAGCGUCGGAGGAACACGCUCACCCACAGUCUAACACAAAUUCAGGUGUAGCACUGUCUCGGGCCUUCAGCCCAGAGUCCUCUUCUGACUCCGGGAACGAGACUAACUCCUCGGAAAUGACGGAGAGCUCGGAGCUGGCUGCGGCUCAGAAGCUCUGCGAAGGCUCCAUGCGUCUGCUGGUCACCACCUCCGAGGGCUACCAGCCGCUUCUGGAGGAGAAAACCGAGUUUCCCGUUUCCCUGUGCGAGGGAGACCUGGUCCCCAAGACGGCCCGCCAAGACGCCGGGACCCCGCCCGCGUCCGUGCCUUCCAAACAGAUCCUCCACUCGGACGACAUCGAGAUGGAGCCCGAAACCAUGGAAACCAAGUCCGUGACCGACUACUUCAGCAAGAUGCAGAUGGGCACGCUGGCGGCGGCAGGGGGCGACGGCAGGCGGCGGGGGAGGGCGGGCGAGGCCGACGCGAGCGCCACCAUCGCCGCCGGCAGGAGGCAGGCCGGCAGGACCCCGUACCCCAACGCCGAGGAGCAGCGCGCGGCGGGCAAGUACAACACCUUCAGCGCCAGGGAAGCCCACCGGCUGAACCACUUCGACCUGGAGCGCACCUCGUUUCGGGAGAAGAGCCAGCGGUGGCAGCCGCUGCCCGAGGCCGCUCAGGACGGCCGCGGCGGCAGGACGGAGGCCCGGGACGCCGCGUCGGAGUCCGGCAGCCGCGGCCGCGGUGGGCCGGGCGAGGACCAGGGGCCGGGUCCCAACGCCCCCCCGACCCAAGAUCCGUCGGCCGUCCCCGGGCAGGGCGGGUUGCUGGGCGACGAGCAGCAGCAGGCCAGGCCGCAGUCCGCGGCGCGGCUGUGCGAGUACCACCUGGUGAAGCGCGUCUCCUGCAUGCAGGCGGAGGGCCACCACUCCCUGCAGAGCUCCCAGUGCUCCUCCCUGGACGCCGGCUGCAGCACGGGGAGCAGCAGCUGCGCCACGCCCGUGGACUCGCCCCUCUGCGCCCCGGACACGCCCGGCAAGCGCCCGCUGCUCCCCGAGGACAAGGCCCCCGGCACCCCCAGCCACGGGCCCCCGACUAGGGACCUGCACCCCAACGCUGACCCCGCCCUCCUCCGGAAAAUGCUGCCAAACGCGCACUCCAACGCCGUCGGCUCCGACCCCGCGUUUGGCACUGUGAGGGAAGGCUGUCACCGGAAGCCGAAGAUUAAAGAAACCACAGCUUGCACAGAGCUCAGCUCAGCACCAAGAGGAGGCACGCCUUCGGCCUUUUCCCAGCAGCCCUCCGCCUACGCCGCUCCACCGCCAUCGCCGCCGCCAUCCGACGUCAGCGCAGAUCCCCCUGGCGCGCCGAAGCGGGAGCCCUCCAACCCCCCCGAGCAGAACCGCGCCGCGCCGCCGCCCCCGAGCCUCCCUCCCCGCCGCGACCCCGGGACCGACAGCCAGAGGCCCCCCAGCCAAAGAGGCAGGGGGCUGAGGCGGAGUCCCAGCAGCAGGCCCGCGGGUUCCAGGAGCUUCGACGCCCUGCUGGAGAAGACCAGGGCAGCCAUCGGCGGUAAGUGUUUGCGGUCCCCGCGCUCGCCCGACUCGAGGCCGCGGAAGAGGCCCGUCGGGAAGAGGCUGUUCAAGAGCCGCUCCCAGAGCUCCUUCUCCACCCGCCCGGCGGCCGGCCGGGACCGCGGCAGAGCCUCCGCCGUGCCACCGGCGCCCAAGAGUGCCGGGCGGCUCAGAGGUUUGCCGAAACGAGACGCGGGUGCCUGGAAGUGCCACGGGCCCUUCGGCCGCUGCUUCCACGGAAACGCGGGCGGGAGCGCCGAGGACGAAGACGAGGACGAGGAACCGUUACCGCGGCUACCGGUUGCCGCCGGUGAACCCCAAAGAGACGCGGAGGAGGGAGCCCCCUCCGGUUCCUCGCCCUCGGACCCGAGCGUCGGGAGCGACGGCUUCGCCUCCAGACUGGCCCGCGUGGGCGAGCUGAAGGGCGGGGUGUGCCCCUCUCCCGGCGGGCUCUCGGCCCUGCGGCGGGACGCCGGCGAGCUCGUGGCCCUGGUGCGCUCCGGAGUGGGCGAGGUCGCGCCGGCCCCGCCCGAGACGCCCGGCACGAGCCCCCACGAGCGGCUGCUCUCGGCGCGGUCCAAAGAGCUGGGCGCCGCCUGCGGGAAGAUGGCCGGGGCCCGCCCCGGCGCCGCGGAGACGCUCGCGGCCGCGACCGGCAGCUUCGGGGUGCUCUGCGGUCUGACCGAAGCCUGCAUGCGCCUGAUGAGCGCGAUGCGGUCGGAGGAGCAGCAGCGACAGGUUGCCGCCACGGUGGACCAGGUCAUCGCCAACUACAUCUCCCUGCUAGAGGCUGUCGAGCUGGCCUCGGCCAGCGACCCCGGCGACCGCGACCGCGGCGACGCAGCUCUGGCGCACCAAUCCACCGCCAUAUCCGCCAUGGUAAACGCGUUGACACGUUCCCUCAAGACGCUCCUUAACACUAAACAAAAAACUGUUUAAAAAGCUGUGCUGUUCUCUUGAACUUUUGCAAAGCCAUACUCAGACAUGUGGGUUUACCUUACCCCCACAAUGUGAACUGCUGUAAUACUUCUUGCCCCUUGUAUAUUUUGUUUUAUAUGUAAACAAAAUUUAAUUCUAUACAAUACUAUAGAUAUGUAAAAAAUGAAGUCUUCACCCUUCUUUAGAGAGCAAGAUAAGUCCACAUAUGAAGCAGAAUAUAUAAUCCUUCCUUGUGUAUUCACAUAUGUUGCCUCAUUAUAAUGCUUUUAUCUAAUGCAACGCACAAAAGACAGAACUUGGACUGAGCAGAUGCUGUCUCAUAUUUCUUCAUACAAUAUUGCUUUAUAUUGUAUAUUUUAAUUCAGAAAUUAAAAUGUUGAUUUUUAAACAAUUCAGAUGAGAUAAAUUAUAUAUAUAUAUACAAAUGUAUGCAUAUGGAAAUUAGAUUUUACAAUAGCAACAAUAAUUGAAAAUAUUAUUUUUUUUUUAAACUUUUUUUUCAUGUUCAAUAGCCCUAAAUUAAUCUAAAUUGAUUUAAAAAUCUAGUUGAUGCCAACUUUUUCAUACAUUUCACUGACCACACUAUUACAAGUCCACAUUGUUUUUUGAUUAGUUGCACUUGUUCACAAAUGUCAUUGUUUCUUUCAGAACUACUUAAACUCAUUAAAGUAUUUAAAUAAUUGCAA